Lottia gigantea (owl limpet) is the source of this 1464-nucleotide messenger RNA. RefSeq lists its product as hypothetical. The record is from RefSeq and is a predicted model, not a curated record. NCBI's taxonomy places the organism in Eukaryota, Metazoa, Mollusca, Gastropoda, Lottiidae. The coding region runs from base 1 to 1464 and encodes 487 amino acids. The transcript is spliced from 4 exons.
AUGGCGAAUAAAUUUGGAUUAGAUUCUUUACAUUUAGAUACUAAAAAAUCUAACACUACAGCAUGGAUAAAUAUAGCAAAACUUUAUUUUGUGGAACAAAUUGGAGACACACUUCAAGAACAAUUACUUAAUGUAGUAGAUAAAACUCAAUUACAACCUUUAAGUUCAUUAAUAUCUAAUUUAGAUGAUAAGAUUACAAAACAAAAAAUAGAUCUUAAACAACUAAUAGCCAAUAUUAAUCCAGGUAUAAGUGAAGAUAAAUUAACAACAUUAGAAAGUAAACUUAUUGAUAAUAGUGAAAUACAAAAACAAAUAGUUGGUAUUAAACAACAAUUACUUAAUGUAGUAGAUAAAACUCAAUUAGAAAAUUUAAAAUCAUUCAUAUCUAAAUUAGAUGAUAAGAUAACAAAGCAAAAAAUAGAUCUUAAACAACUAAUAGAUAAUAUUAAACCAGGUAUAAGUGAAGACACGUGGCAAAAGGAAUCAACUGCUCUAGAAACUAAAUUUAAAACUGAAUUACAAAAAGAACUAACAAAUAUUAAACAACAGAUAGAAAAUAUAUUGAUUAUAGUAAAAGUUGAUUCAAUAUUCUUUACACAAAAAUCAGAAACAUCUAAUCAAUUUAAUGCUCAUAAAGUUCUUCAGUUUAUCAAUGGUAGAGAAAAUGUAGAAGCUAAAGAAUUUGAAAUUAACGAUGAAAACACCAAGGUUUUUCCCCACUUAUAUGAAAUCAAAACAAAUGGAAAAUAUAUAGAUAGGUUUAGAAUGUUAAUUUUACCAGAUAAUGAAGAUGAAGUAUUUGGAUUGGGUAAAUUUCAUAUGAUGUUGGAGACGGAAACUCCACCAUCAAAAUUUGCGCCCCACAAUUGUAAAAGAGGAAUUAGAUUGGGAUUUAUAUUUACACAACUCACAUUUCUGUCUUAUAAGAAAAAAAAAAGUUUGGUUAUUAAAGAAAUAGAAGAUAAUUAUGAACAAGUAUGGAAAACGUGUAGAGACGAUAACGCAGUAACACAGGUUUCACCUCUGAAACUAAACGUGUUUUCAAGUAUAAGUGAUGCAGGGUUAUUUGCUUGGGAUUGUAAAACAUAUUCAGAAAGUGAAACGCGUAAAGCAAUUCCUUAUGCGUGUACGUUAAUUAAUUUAGAAAAGCUAAGAAAAAUGUUAGACAGAACAAAUAAUCUCUUUCCAGAUUUAAUGAAUGUUCCAGAAGAAUUUUAUGAUAAACUAAUGAAAAUAGUAGAAAUAUUUGUAGGUACAGAUUGUAUAGAUCAAAUGUUGAAAUAUUUACGUCAAUAUGAUAGAAAGAGAUUAAUAUUAAUUUCUCAUAACGGUAGCAAUUUUGAUAACUGGAUCGUGCUUAAAAAUGUAAAAAAACUAACACAAUGCCCUUUAAAAACACCCAGAGGAAUUAUAUCUUUACCUUUAUCUAAUCCAUACACAGAUGAAGAUUUACAGAAAAAAUAG